Messenger RNA from Drosophila innubila, 1618 nucleotides. RefSeq names its product ribonucleoprotein RB97D (gene Rbp4). The transcript has 5 exons. The coding region runs from base 75 to 1403 and encodes 442 amino acids. The record is from RefSeq and is a predicted model, not a curated record. Gene Ontology annotation, cellular component: cytoplasm. Gene Ontology annotation, molecular function: RNA binding. Lineage: Eukaryota; Metazoa; Arthropoda; Insecta; Diptera; Drosophilidae.
UUUAAGUUUUUUUGUUAGCCAGUUCAGUUUUUGUGCAUUUCUUUCAGUUGAACAGCAGAGAAAAAUUCGUUUUCAUGCCAAAAAUGGUGAAUAAUUCGGUUGUGAACGCGCCAUUCUAUCAGGAGAAGCGCAAAACUUCUGCACGCUCCAAUUCCAAUGGAGAAACGGCGGCUAUUAAUUCGGAUCCUAGCAGCAGCAGCAGCGGCGUUGGCAGUGGCAGCGGCGCCGGCAGCGGAGUCGGCAGCGGCGCCGGCGCCUUUGCAGUGGACAACAAUGAGCAUUUGCGUAAGAUUUUUGUUGGCGGUCUAUCGAUAAGCACCACGGCGGACAUGAUGCGUUUAUUCUUCGGACAAUUUGGCGAAGUUGCCGACGCUGUGGUGAUGCGUGAUCCGAUAUCGAAUCGCUCGAGAGGCUUUGGAUUUGUCACCUAUGCGGAGCCCGAGUCUGUGGAGAAUGUGCAACGUGCGCGUCCGCAUAUUAUUGAUAGCAAAACCGUUGACACCAAACGCGCCUUUCCACGCCACGAAUUCAACCGGGCCGUUGGACAUCUGAGCAACAUUAAGACAAAUAAGAUAUUCCUGGGUGGCCUCAAGGAUUGCCACGAUGAGAACUCGCUGCGAGAGUAUUUCGGACAGUUUGGUAAUAUCACCAGUGUCAAGGUACUGCUCGAUAAGGAGACGGGACGCAAGCGCGGAUUUGGAUUUCUGGAAUUCGAGGAUACGGCAAGUGCUGCACGUGCCUUAGCACAAGGCAAGCAUUCGAUAAAUUUGAUAACCGUGGAGGUGAAGAAGUCGACUCAGGUGCCGGAUUGCAGCAAACGCAUCCGGCUGCCAAUUGGAGGAGCUGCCUGUGCGGGCUAUGCUCCACCACAGCCGACCAUAAUGGAUAACUUUGUGUACAAUGCCAACUAUAAUCCGUAUCAGGCGCAAACGUCGCUGCCACCAUCGGCAUUCUUCAAUGGCUGGGCUUCAUAUGUGGCGCCCACUGUACCGACUCCCUAUUUGCGCUAUCCACAUCAUCAGCCGCCAAUGUCUGCCUAUGCCCAGGCAGCUGGAGGAGGAGCAGGUGGUUGGUCCUAUGGCCAUUCGUCGUACGGUUCCGAUUGGCCCGGCAAUGGUUACAAUUCGGUUGUUUGGCCGGUGAAAGGAGGUGGCCCAAAACCGGUUCAGAUGCCAACGUUGACGCACGAACGUCCCAAGAAUGAGUACAAAUCGGUGCAGGCCGAGGAGGCAACGAAGCAGCAGAUUAACGAUAAGCUGGAUACCGAUGAUAUUGAAAAGAAGUGGCUGGCCAAGGACUACAAGGUCUUUAAACCAUCCGGCAAAUACAACUUCAACACCACCCAGGUUAAUCACAUAAGUUCCCUGUCCAAUGGGGACUCGACACCUGCCUACGGCAUUUAAGAAGACUGCUUUUUUUGGGACAACAUGCAAUACCUUCUACUCUACUGAGCAUCUAUUUGCCGAAAAUGCAUUUUAUUAAUUGUAUCAAACUAUUGUGAUUUGAAAACUGUCAACUUUCUAGAUACUUUGAUGUAAAAAGAGGGCGUGGCAUGUCUUCAUUCAGUUUAUUAAACUCAUAAAUAAAAUGUUUACUCUUUUGUAGACGUCAUAAUAUA